GGAGCCUCUUCAACUUCAUGCUUUUUCUACGGAGUCGACUCGUUUUUUGCGUACUCUCAGGUCGCGAACCUGCAAGCAGGAGCUGUUUGUUUGUUAUCUUUAGUACUUUUUCUUAGCCCUAGGUCGGUGCAGGCGAACGCACCACGAAAGAUUCAUAUCAUGCCGUCCGCAGAAUCAGUUUCCGUCCAGCUUCAUCUCGCGAACGGGAACCCGAUCGAAAAUUUGACUCUGCAAGUAGUUCCUGGUGUCACGACGGUGCACGAUGUCAAAUCGUCCCUUCCAGCAACGGCCUUCCCCGCAACCGUUCCUGCUCACAGCGGGCAUCACGUGAAGCCACCGCUGAGUAUGAUCCACAUCGCUUGUGGCGACCAGCUGCUCGAGGACGACAGUUUUCUUGUUGGUGAACGGAAGACAGACGGCGCUCAAUCAGAAGACAUAGCUUGUGAGAGCGAUUUUCCCACAGUAGAUGGACAGCCGAUCUACUACCUGCUCAAUACCUGCGGAGACGCGGACGCGCACGUCGCACCUUUCGUCGAUCACUGGCUGCGUGACUGGCAAAAAUUGGUCGGCGAUCGGGUCAGACCACAUGUGCCGAUUGAUCCGGGCGGCUCGGUCAGCAGCUACACACACGUGUGCAGGGGAACUUCGCCGGUUAAUCUGAAUUCACUCGAUGCUACGCAGAUCGAAGCUUCUACCAUGCCGGGCCGCAGCGAUGUUUGUCUUGCUACGACGAGUCUUGAACGAGAGAAAUCUCGGCUGCGACUUCUCUCUCUGUUUAUUUUGCGAACUUGUGUGAAGACUGGCCUGCAGAGAAUGCAAACUGGAAAGAGUUCUGCGUUGUUUCGAUUCGCAAUAACUCUUGUAGUGCGAGAGCUUGAAUUACUGCCACAUUAUUAGCAAGACAAGCACCAUUUGCGGCGCAGGUACAGAAGCUCGGUUUACCUCGAUAAAUGUUGCAGAAGCCUUUGAAACCUUGAUGACGGAGGAGUUGUGCGACAGUGCCUACCCCGGUGCGCGGGACGCCUUUCUUUCCUUCGCAUAUCUGUGCUCCCUUGAGGGCGACGCUCGAGCGGAGACUGACCAUGACAGCGCGGCGUCACACGUCGCGGGCGCUGAGAGCACUGACCUCCCGCCUCGAGGGCGCAUUCGGGAGAAGUAUUUUGAACGGCAGCCGCGCAUAGGGUCAAAAAACCUGGAACAGAAAAGCAACUACGGAUCGGGACAGACGCAAGAGGCUAAAAAUCAGUUCAAUCAUGGGCGUUGGAUCGAGACAGUCGUGGAUGCGUUUGGAUUUGACAACGGUCCGUGGACAAUAGGUCCGGAUGUGUCGGUACUAGAGCUCGUCCCGCCCUCUUGGACUGAAGGGCUGCAAGACCUGUUUCCAGGCCUGGCCGAAAAUCUUGAGCCGUGGUCGUGGUUGGGCCUCAGUGCUCGGACGAAAAGCAAGCGCGAAGAUUACCAGGAAGCUUUGCGCGAAUUGAAUGAGGAUUCGGACUAAUGGCGCCGCGAUGGCUCGCACUUUCUCCAUGUGCGGUUGAUGUGUAUAAUAUUUGAUGAUGAUGAACUGCGAAGCAGUAGUCGAAGCUGCUUCCCAGACGGGGCGUUGCAGAAUAAACCCAGUAGCUUUCGCUCCACGAUGUAAAAUAACAUAUGAACAGCAAGCGUCGACGACGGUCGGCGCAGCUUUCUCUUUCUCAAAGCAAAGAACCAGGGGCCACAACUGAAAUCCAUUAUGACGCCUCCUGCUUGGAGUAGUCUCUUCGAAAAACACAAAAAAGAACUUCUCUUGAAAAGUAGGCGUUGAAAGCGAG
Molecule: messenger RNA, 1811 nt
Organism: Amoebophrya sp. A120
Lineage: Eukaryota; Dinophyceae; Syndiniales; Amoebophryaceae
Source: the annotation of a GenBank genome assembly